AUCGCAGCAGGACACUUUCAGUGGUUAGUUUUGAGGUUUACACUCAAUCCUUCUUCUACAAAGAAGUGAAAUCCAAAAAGAUAAUGGAUUCCAAAGGACUUCAGAAAUUGAAAGAACUGAUGAACACUGACCCCGCAGCUGCAGCUGAAAAGAUUAAAGAUCAUGUAGAAAAGGAAAAUAAAAUUCCAUUAAACAUUGGAAUCACGGGAGAAAGUGGCUCUGGUAAAUCCAGCUUUGUUAAUGCGUUUAGAGGGAUGAGUAACGCUGAUGAGGGAGCUGCCCCCACUGGUUGUGUGGAAACAACCAAACAUGUCACAGCGUACCCACAUCCACGCUAUCCCCACAUGGUUUUAUGGGAUCUUCCUGGUGUCGGCACCACCAACUUCCCAGUUGACAAGUACCUGGAGCUUGUUGCCUUUAAGAAGUUUGACUUUUUCAUCAUCAUUUCACACACUCGGUUCAGAGAAAAUGACGUCAAACUCGCUCAGGCCAUGAAGAAGAUGGGGAAGAAGUUUUACUUCGUCCGCUCAAAGAUUGACAACGAUUUACGAUCUGAGGCAAGAAGUAAGAGGGAUUUCAGUGCAGAGAAGACUCUGAAACAAGUCAGAGGAAACUGCAUUCAAGGUCUUCAAAAGGAAGGAUUUGAGUCUCUGCAGGUCUUCCUGAUAUCCAGCUUUGAUGUGAACCUCCAUGAUUUCCGUCUUUUACAUGAGACCUUAGAGAGAGAACUUCCUGCACACAAGAAGCUCGCUCUGCUGCUUGCCGUGCCCAACAUCAGCCUGGAGGUCAUCAACAAGAAAAAGGAGGCCUUUCAGAACAACAUAAAAUACUAUGCUGCUGCAUCUGCAGCUGUAGCAGCUGUACCACUCCCAGGGUAUUCUGCUGGUGUUGACCUGAAAUUGAUGGUCACUGUUAUUAAACAAUAUAUAAAUGGAUUUAGGCUCGAUGUCACAUCACUGCAGAGACUUUCUGCCAACGCAGGUGUGCAGUUUAAUGAUCUGAAGGUUGUAAACACAGAUCUUCUCCGAAAACUGAUGCUCAGUGUUUGGUUCUUACUUGAAUCAAUGGUAGCAGAGGAAGCAUUCAGACUCCUUCCAAUAUUUGGCAUCCCAGCAACAAAGAGCCUGUCCUUUACCACAACGUACAAAGCUCUGAAUUAUUUCCUCAACGUUCUUGCUGAUGAUGCACGAAGGAGGCACAAAGAACUCUGGGGUUGAACACCUCAGUGUGGUUUGGAUGAGUAGCUGUCAUCUCAAGAAAGUGUGUAACUCUGAUUGUGAUACCAGCUUUGGAAAUAUUUGCUGGUUCUCCUUUGAAGAAAAUUGGGUAAAUUGGGCAAACAUUUGCAUCCAUCCACCUUCUGAUACCACAUCAUGUUUUAAAACAGAUUAUUGUUCUGAAUUGCCUGCUAUCACUGGUUGAAAAAGUAUGAUCUCACCACUUAAAU
Molecule: messenger RNA, 1447 nt
Organism: Cololabis saira (Pacific saury)
Lineage: Eukaryota; Metazoa; Chordata; Actinopteri; Beloniformes; Belonidae
Product: interferon-inducible GTPase 5-like
Exons: 3
Coding region: 84-1217 (377 amino acids)
Cellular component (GO): membrane
Molecular function (GO): GTP binding
Source: RefSeq, a predicted model, not a curated record